AUCUCUAUCAACACAUGGUGUAAGUGCACUUCUUCAGCUAAACACUUGGUGGCAGCAGCGGACUGUUCAACUGCAGCUAACCAUAAUAAUAAACAAAGAAGAAAACCAGCGACCCUACCCGGAAGUCUAUUCCAGCCGUAUUUAUUUCCUCUUUCAUUUAUAACACACCUGACAAAACCCUUAUUUUUUUUGGAGUUGGUGUUUUAUUAUGGAUGGUGUUUGAGACUUAAGGAGGUGUUUGCUAAUUUUACGUGUGGCGGUUGGCGGGUAUCUGGAGCCAUGGAGGUACCCCAGUGUGGUUGACGUUGUCUCCGGAAUUGAUGCACCAUGAUCCCGGUGCCUUUGCUGGUGUGUGUGAUGGCAGCCUGGUGUGCUGUCUACCUCGCAGACACACUACUGAAGUCGUCGUCCACACAUCGGAUCAGCUAUGAGUCCUGGCUGGCCAGGCGAGGUCUGAUGCUGUCUCCUUUCCACGUGAGGUGGCAGACGAGCAUGUUUAACUGGCUGUUUGCGUACUGUGCCCGCAUACAGCCGCGUGCGCUCUACCUGUGGUUCAACAGUGGUCUGGUGUUCGGGCUGGUGUCCAUGCUGGCGUCGGUGGUGCUGCUGGCGAAAACGUUGCAGCAGACCCUCGCUCAGAUGACCACCAGCAACCCUCGCAUUGGCGCUCAGCAGACACUGCAGGUGGUGGUACGUACACACACACACACAAGCACACACGCACAAGCUGGACGCCGUGUCAUCUUUCUCCUCUCGCAGGUGCCCGGCGUCAAUCUACCGGUCGGUCAUCUGGGCUACUUCUUCCUCGCCCUGCUGCUCAGCGGCGUCAUACACGAGCUGGGCCACGCGGUGGCAGCACUGAGGGAGCAAGUACGAGUGAAUGGCUUCGGCAUGUUUGUGUUCGUGGUCUAUCCCGGCGCCUUCGUGGACCUCUUCACUACACACCUGAACAUCGUGUCGCCCAUACAGCAGCUUCGCAUCUUCUGUGCAGGAGUGUGGCACAACUUUGUGUUGUGCUUGGCGGCGUUGGCGUUCCUCUUCCUGUUGCCGCUGUUCCUCUUCCCUUUGUACACGAGCGGCGUGGGGGCGCUGGUCACCGAGGUUGCACCGGGCUCAGCUGCUGACGGACAGCGGGGUCUCUCCGUGGGGGACAUCAUAACGGGCUUGGAGCAAUGUACUGUCAGCGGGGUGGACGACUGGAACAGCUGCCUGUCUCACCUCUCCCACACGCCGCAAACGGGAUACUGCGUCCCCGCUGCCAGCUUGCAGCCCAGCUGGGCCCACGGACGAGCGUUCAAGCGCUUGGAUGGGACAAUGGACUGCUGCAGCAACAACAGCCUGACGGACCUCUGCUUCUCCUACAUCAAACCUUUGAGCCGCGAGAGAGAGUACGCCUGCAUGCCGGUGCGUAAGAUGGUGACGGGCACCAACGUGUGUCGCAGCGACCGCGACUGCGACGCUCUCGCCAGCCUCAGCGUUUGCGUCACGCCCUCCUUGGAGAACCAGACGCGCUUCAUCCGGGUCACGCACUCUCUUGCCCCACACAUGCUGUUUGUGGGGUACCCGCCACAUCUUCAGCACGCCGUGAGUCUCACCAACUUUGUGCCGCGCUUUGGUUUCCUCCACUUAGACAUUCCUGUCUUCUUGGAGACAUUCUGCAAAUAUGUGUUUUCCCUCUCGGGCGCCUUGGCGGUGGUCAACUCUGUGCCGUGCUUCGCUCUGGAUGGUCAGUGGAUGCUCAGCGCCUUGCUGGAGGCCACACUGGUCACCGUGGUGACAGACCGCCAGAAGCGCGAGCUCAUCGGCUUCUUCCUGCUCCUCGGCGGCAGCGCCCUGCUGGCCGCCAACGUGGCACUGGGCCUGUGGAUGGUCACGGCGCGGUAGCCAACCAGCCAUGACGGUCAAAUAACCAAAAACUCGGGACGCGAGCCUGAGGACCACUAAACUGUGAAGAGACGACAUUACCCAGUAGCCCUCAGGUUUGCUUUUUUACUCUAGUGCAACCUCACAGGGCAACAAAGAUCAAGAGAAGCACAAAUGCUGUAUGUAAGGAUGUGAACUAUGUCUCAUUUAAGGUAUUUCAUUACCUCCGCCAAGCUUAAUCAUAACCGUCCAAUGAAAAGCAAUUAUCGCCAAUUUUCUUUUUGUGCUAAAAUACAAAACAAGUUUGUUGGAUAAUAUUUUUUUUACAUUUGUUAAGUUUUCAUGUGGAUUUAUGUUGGAUAUAUAUUGCUUCUAUUUAUUUUCAACAGGAAACCAUGUUUGAUUAAUCAUAAAUAAUGUAAAAAAUUAAUAAACCAUGGCUAAAAAGUUAAAAAUUAAAAAUAAUAUACCGCCAUCUCUCACUCACGUCGCACUUCAAAGUUUGCGGCGUCACUCUCUAAAUUAAGCAUUUUCCAGCAUAAAAAUGUUGACAUGAACUAAAAAUGUCAAAGCAAUCAGAGUGCACUGUUCAGUAUCAUUGCCACUGAUUGGCUGAGCUUCAGGCAGUAUUACAGUACCACAUUGGAUUAAAGGAGUGUAAAGGUGAUUAUGUGGUUGUUACUUCCUUCUCAUAAUGUUAUAACCCAUUUUUAGAAAGUAGUGAACAGGUUUUUAUGUUCCAGCUGUAAGAAUAUUUGAGUCAUGCGUAAAACUCCAACAAUUUAAUUUUUUGUGCUAAAGUUUGUCUGUCAGCAAACCAACUUAAAUUAAAAAAUUUAUGAUAUUUAA
Molecule: messenger RNA, 2712 nt
Organism: Nerophis lumbriciformis (worm pipefish)
Lineage: Eukaryota; Metazoa; Chordata; Actinopteri; Syngnathiformes; Syngnathidae
Gene: mbtps2
Product: membrane-bound transcription factor peptidase, site 2
Biological process (GO): membrane protein intracellular domain proteolysis; regulation of response to endoplasmic reticulum stress
Cellular component (GO): cytoplasm; membrane
Molecular function (GO): protein binding; metalloendopeptidase activity
Source: RefSeq, a predicted model, not a curated record